Messenger RNA from Taeniopygia guttata (zebra finch), 6160 nucleotides. It is a transcript of the gene FBXO31, whose product is annotated as F-box protein 31. Gene Ontology annotation, biological process: SCF-dependent proteasomal ubiquitin-dependent protein catabolic process. Lineage: Eukaryota; Metazoa; Chordata; Aves; Passeriformes; Estrildidae. Gene Ontology annotation, molecular function: protein binding. Gene Ontology annotation, cellular component: SCF ubiquitin ligase complex. The record is from RefSeq and is a predicted model, not a curated record.
GGCGCGGCGCGGCGGCAGAGCGGCGGCGGCCAUGGCGGUGUGCGCCCGGUUGUGCGGUGUGGGGCCGGCCCGCGGCUGCCGCCGGCGCGGUGCGGCCAGGGAGCAGCGCUGCGGUACCGCCGACAGCGAGCCCGACACCGAUACGGACCCCGAGGAAGCGGGAGGCGGCGGCGUGACGGAGGACGAUGAAGCCGCGGAGCGCAUUGAAGGCGGGCGGCCGCUGCCGCCUUCUGUCGUGGCCUGCCCGGCCGCGCGGGCUCCGCUGUCCUUGUUGGAGUUACCCCCGGAGCUGCUGGUGCAGAUCUUCGGCUCACUGCCCGGUACCGACCUGCCCAGCCUGGCCCGGGUGUGCACCACCUUCCGCCGCAUCCUCAGCACCGACACGAUCUGGCGGCGGCGCUGCCGCGAAGAAUAUGGAGUGUGUGAAAACCUGAGGAAACUGGAGAUCACAGGAGUGUCCUGUCAAGAUGUUUACGCCAAACGUAUAAACCCUCGGGUGAAGUCGGGGCGUUUUAUGAAAAUCCUGCCCGACUACGAGCACAUGGAGUACAGAGAUGUUUACACCUGCCUGCUGCACCGCUACCGGCACAUCCUGGGAUUGUGGCAGCCGGACAUCGGGCCCUACGGGGGACUGCUGAACGUGGUGGUGGAUGGUUUGUUCAUCAUUGGCUGGAUGUACCUGCCCCCUCAUGACCCUCACGUGGAUGAUCCCAUGAGAUUUAAGCCCCUCUUCAGGAUCCACCUCAUGGAGAGGAAAUGUGCCACGGUGGAGUGCAUGUAUGGCCACAAGGGACCUCACAAUGGCCACAUCCAGAUUGUAAAGAAGGACGAGUUCUCCACGAAGUGCAACCAGACAGAUCACCACCGGAUGUCAGGGGGCAGGCAGGAGGAAUUCCGGACGUGGCUGAGGGAGGAGUGGGGUCGGACUCUGGAGGAUAUUUUCCACGAACACAUGCAGGAGCUCAUCCUGAUGAAGUUCAUCUACACCAGCCAAUAUGACAACUGCCUGACGUACCGGCGCAUCUACCUCCCCCCCAGCAGCCCCGAGGACCUCAUCCAGCCCGGCCUCUUCAAAGGCACCUACGGGAGCCACGGGCUGGAGAUUGUCAUGCUGAGCUUUCAUGGGAAGAAAGCCAAGGGCACCAAGAUCACUGGAGAUCCCAACAUCCCAGCUGGACAGCAGACCGUGGAGAUAGACCUGGCACAUCCUCUGCAGCUGCCUGACAUCGAGAACCUGCGGGACUUCAGCGAGCUCUCCCGCAUCGUGCUGGAGGUGCAGGAGCAGGUCCGGCGGGAGGAGCAGGAGCGGGAGCAGCGGCAGGAGGAGAAGGAGCAUUCCCAGCAGGCUGCCUCCCAGCCUGCCAGCCCCCUGCGAGGAGAAGGUGCUGAGGGGGAAGAGACUGCAGCUGGGGCACAGGGGACGACCCAGGACAAGGCCUCAGCUUCCCAGCCCUUCGUGCUGCCCAUGGGAGUGAUAUCGAGGAAUGAGGAUUAUCCCCGGACCUGCCGAGUCUGUUUUUACGGGACAGGGCUCAUUGCUGGCCACGGCUUCACCAGCCCCGAGAGGACGCCGGGGGUGUUCGUCCUGUUCGACGACGACCGCUUCGGCUUCAUCUGGCUGGAGCUCAAAUCCUUCAGCCUCUACAGCCGCAUCAAGGUCUCCUUCCAGAACGCCCAAGCGCCUUCCCGGGAGGCCUUUGACGAGAUGCUCAAGAACAUUCAGCCCCUGGCUACUUGAUGAGUGUUUGUGGUGAAGGACAGGGCUCGGGGUGGCAAAGGCUGCUCCCUGGGGCAGGGAGUCCUUGCUCUCGGUACCUCUGGAUAGAAGCAUGCACUUUGAAUAAAGCCUUUGUACCCCAAACGUGCACACAUCCCACUUCAGACAUCCCUGACUGCCCUUUCCUCUGUGCCACUCCACGCUGCUCCCCAGAAGUCCUUGUUUCCCAGUCUGUGCUUUGGAGAGCUGAAGGGAUCCUGCAGAGGAGGGAACAGACCUUCCUGAGUGCAAACAAAUAAUGUAUUGGGACAAAACCAACUUCUGGUCAGAGCUGGACAGAGGAACAGGCAGUGAUGAAACACAUCCUCCUCUCCAGAAACCUUUCUGUGGGUGCAGCAGUGCCAGGAGGGGCUGGUGUGAUACCUCCAUCCUUGCUAAUUGCAGUGUGUGCUUUCCUCUGGAGAAUUCCCUCAGCCAGGACAGGAUCCCCACUGCAGAUGAGUGUGUGCAGCAUUGUCCUGGCUCCUGGAGCUUGUUGGAUGUGCUGUUUCUGAAGCUCCAGGUCUGGGUGUCUCCCUGAGAGCUGAGAUGAUUUUUUUUCUCCUUGCAGGAGCUGAGUGUGGGACUGGAGAUGGGUGCAAACUGCAAAAGCUCUGAUGUGUUCAGACUGGUUUGCACCUGAAAGGUUUCCAGAUGGGCAGCAGAAGGUGCCACAUGUCACUGGUCCUGUGUGACCCCAGGGAUGCUGUUCCUGUUCAGGUUUGCCCUUCAGAGCCCAGGGUGACAAGGGAUUGUCCUUGUACUGUGUGGCUUGUUCUGGCUCCUGGAGUGGUGGGUGCUGCUGCCCCUCUCACAGAGCCCUUCUUUCCCUUUCUAGUUGCACUUGUUUGAUCCCAGAUGGUUUUGUGGCAGAUCUGAUGCUUCAGUGGGAAUUACGUGGUGCACAAGGGAGCAGAUUCCCUCUAGACUGUGCUGUGCAGGAAAAUCCUGGCCAGUGCUCAUCUCCAGGCUCUGCUAGAAACCAUCAGCACUACACAGCCCUUUGUUGCAGCUGCCCUCUGGCUGUGAUGACAAACUCCAGGUCCCUUCUCUUCUCCCCAGAUCAGUGUCUAACAAAACCCUGCGGUUACAUCUCUGCAGUUUUAGGUCUGUAAAUGUGUCUGUAUCUGUGCUGGGAGGUUUCAGACCCCUUCUGUGGAGAAGUUUCAGUCCCUGCCUGGUUCCAGUGCCUGUGAGCAGCUUUUCUUCUCACUCUCACAAGGGCUUUUUUUCCAUUUCUGGCUCUCAUGUGUUCCCUCAGCUGUGUGAGAAGCCAGGCUCCAGCAGAGACAGCAAGCAGCAGCUCAUGUCACUCACUGGAUUAAUUCCUGUCUCUCUGGAUAGAGCUCUCCAAACCUCUGGGAAUGUCAAGGUGAUUUAGGGCACUUUUUGCUUUGUUUCCUGCAGCUUUGUGAGGAGUGGCAAGGCUGCCUCGGUGCUGGGGGUGAGGAGCUGAAUGGGAGGAGCAGGGUGGUUGUGAGAGGUUUUCCUGCAGAGGGAAGAGCCAGAAUCACCCGGGGCUGGGAGAGAGGGAGAGGCUGCUCCCUGUGCCUCGCUGAGCGGGCACAGAGGGGACCUGGAGCUGCAAUGGCACAUCUCAGCCUUGUGCUGCAGCUGCUGAGCUCUGUGCAGCUUUGCAGACAGGUUUCUGGGACAGCUAAGGAUGUUCAGUGCUGGGUUAUUGGUUGGACUUGAUCUCAGAUCUUCUCCAGCCUAAAUGAUUCUGUGAUUAGCAAUUUAUUUGGUAUCUCAGUGGCCUGUUCAUCUUGGAAUUUGCUGUUAGGCUGCUGCAGUUCUGCCUUGUGUUCUAACAGCCCAAAGGGAUGGGAGAUGUGCCCUUGGGCUGCUGUUCCCAUUGCCUGUCCCUAAAGCCAGCUCUUCUUCAGCUGAAUCUGUAGCUCUGAUUGCAGAUUCCUCCCCAUUUCAAUAUCCCCACAAAAAAUCCUAAAAUUUUACACAGCUGACUUGAUAAUUUUUGCUUUUAGCUUUUUUAAUUAAUUAAACUUUUUUUAAUUAGAUGAAAAUCCAGAUUGCAUUGAUUGUCCUGCAAGUACCUGAGGCUUGAGUCACUCUCCCAAGUACUGACCUGUCUGUAGCCUCUGUCCUUUGUCACCUGGACAAGGUGUCACCUGUUUGUUGUUGGCACAGGUUGUGCAUCUGCUCUUCUCCAGGCUGUUUGUCCCUUCUGAACCUUUUCAGUGGCAGUGCCAAGGGUUUCCUGAUGGCCAAGCCUGCUUGGCUGCCUGGAGAGAAAGGCUUUGGUGGAGGCUGAAGCCUGUGGGAAUUUUCCCAGCUCUGCCUUGCCCCUGUAGUGGCAUCUUUUUAUUUAUAACUCACCUGGCUGGCCUCAAAAUGUCGGGAUAAUUCCUGAUUAAAGGGAAAAAUGCUUUACCCCUGGCUUCAUUCUGUCUGGAGCAAAGGAAACGGCAAAUUUUGUAUUAAUGUUCUUCUGAUGCCUUUUCUCACCUUCUGCUGCUCUAAGCCUGACAGGCUUUUGUGGCAUUUCAGAAGAAAAUUCCCUCUGGUUUGGCUGAGGAUGAGGAAAACAUCCAGUGAAGAUGGAUUUGGGAAUGCUGGGAUGCUCCUUUGUGAGUCCUCUGCCAGUGCUUCCAGAGCAAAGCAGGAUAACAUGGGGUUAAAACUCCCAGCCCUGGAAUCUUUGGGAAAGGGGAGACAGAUUUAGGAGCAGGAGGUCUGGAUUUGAUCCCCCGUGGUGAGGGGGAUGCUCCUGCAUUCCCAGUGCUGCCUUUCCUCGUGGGAAGCUGUGCUGACAGGACAGGCCUUGGCUGUGUUUGCUUAUGCUUGGUACAGGCUGUUCCACCCCCUGCACAGCUCUGCAUUCCCACUGCUCUCCCAAAUCCCAAUUUUGCAGCCCGUUGGGAUCUUUGUGAGAGCUGUUGACAGGGAUAAUGUGUGCUGGGGCCCUGCAGAUGGUGAUAAAUCUCUGCUGCCGACGUCUCCUCGUCCUUUUGGCUCUGCAGGAAAUCUUGGGGACAAUUGGCUGGAUUUCUUCAUCCCAGAUGGGUGGAAAGUGCUGGCGAGGAUGGAAAACAACUUGUCAGGGGUAGGAAUACUCUUGGCAGGAGCCUUUUGGAUUAAACAAAGCCUUUGCAGGGAGGUUGCAGAGCCCCGGUGGCCACUGCGAGACCUGGAGCUGAAUUCUGGCUUGGGGACAAUUUGGGGACAAGUGUCUGGUUCAAUGUGCUGGGGAUGGGUUCUGCUCCUCCAUCCUGCUCCCUGUGUUGUCAAAACAUGUGGAUUUGGCCAGCUGGAAAACAGGAACAUCAAAGCUCCAGUUUGUUUGCCUUGGGCCUGGUUUGAGAGCCGUGAAUGUGCUGUGCUCAGGCCUGGUGGUUGUGGGGGACUCUGCCUUCCACGGGGAUUUGUCAGGCUGGAUUUUACUGAGGAGGAGGAAAAAGGAUGGAAUUGUUUGUAAAUUUGGGUGUCAGCAGUGGGAGGGCAGUUCCUUAGGAAAUGUGUGCUGAGGAAAGAGGGAAUCCUGUGCUCCCAGGAAAAGCCCAAGCCACAGCUGGCUCCGUGUUUACUUUUCAACAAGGAUGAAUUUUUCUUGGCUUUUUAUUAAUUUACACCUAGUGGAACUUGAUGGGGGUGUUGGGUGUUGUGUGGAAAUGGGUUGUUUAGGCUCAACUUGCUAGUUUAGGGAAUGGUAAUGUGUUAACUCUGUUUGUAGCUGGCUGCUCACGUGGCCACUAAUCUCUGUGGUGCUCCUGCUGCCCUUCCCAGUGGGACAGGGAAUUCUUUGGGAUGUGGGCUGGAAGAGAGAGGUACCAAACUGUGAGUGCCACCGAGCUUUGGGUGCUUUGUGUGCUGGACUCAAAUGUGUGGUUCUGGUUUUUUGUGUGGAUUGCAAUCCUUGGAACUUUUGAGGCAAAGAGCACUUGGCUCGUCUUGUGUUCAUUAGCUUAAUUAAAGCAAUCUGCACUUUUGUUUUGUCAUUGAUUACUCCCCCUUCCCCGUUCCCAUGUGUAUUUUGCACUCACCACUUUAACAUGACACUGAUGGAUUAAUCUGGGCAUUUUCUGUAGGUUUUGAGUGUGGAUAAGUCUCUUUAUUAUAAAAAAUAUUAAAAAUGAAGGUGGAACAUAAAUCCCUGCUUUGUACAGAGGGCAGUGGGAGGAAACCAUUGGACAUCCACCACCACAAAUAUCCAUGUGGAACAUGAAAAGUUGCAUUUUAACCACCUCACCUGUCCAAGGGCUGGGGGUUUGCCUGUUCUUUUCUUGGUGAAUUUGAGUGGAAUGGGAUGUGUAAAAUCAACAUCUGGCUUACUUCACCCCAGGUUUUGGAAAGCUGAGCAAGCCCUGUGUGUUACUUUUACACCUGAUCAUUGUUACCCAAGGAGCCUUUUCCAAUUUCAAAUAAUAAAAAGCAAAGUUUUGUGAA